Mytilus californianus (California mussel) is the source of this 714-nucleotide messenger RNA. Its product is annotated as histone deacetylase complex subunit SAP18-like. The coding region runs from base 85 to 537 and encodes 150 amino acids. Gene Ontology annotation, molecular function: transcription factor binding; transcription corepressor activity. The transcript has 3 exons. Gene Ontology annotation, biological process: negative regulation of DNA-templated transcription. The record is from RefSeq and is a predicted model, not a curated record. Gene Ontology annotation, cellular component: nucleus. Lineage: Eukaryota; Metazoa; Mollusca; Bivalvia; Mytilida; Mytilidae.
UUUAACUUAUAAAAAAAAGCUUGCCGGUUUGAGCAAUAACGAUUUCUUCUGAAUUCAGAGUCAAUAUAGCAUUUUUAGUUUACUAUGCCUGUCGAAUCCGUUGUGGAAGAACAACAGAAGGAGACAGAAGCUCCAGUGGACAGAGAAAAGACAUGUCCUUUGUUACUGAGGGUAUUUUGUAACCAAGGUAGACACCAUCAAUUGGGUGAUUUUCAGAGGGGACAGACACCAAGUAAUGAACUUCAAAUUUAUACAUGGAAAGAUGCAACAUUGAAGGAAUUAACAAGUCUAGUAAAAGAAGUAAAUCCAGAUUCUAGAAGAAAAGGAACAUUUUUUGAUUUUGGCAUAGUUUAUCCAGAUUUAAGAACACCAGUGUACAGACUUCGGGAAAUCGGUACAACCUGUUCUGGUCAUAGAGGUCAAGAUGAUAAUGUUACUUUAGCAUCCAAAAGAUUUCAGACAGGAGAUUAUAUUGACAUAGCAGUAACACCACCAAGAAGUGGUCUUCCAAUGAGAAGAGGUGGUCGGCCAUUUUGAAUUUAAUGUAAAGAUAUUUUAUACUUGAUUUGUGAAUUGACUUUUAAAAGUUGAGAAAAAGAAUGGUCGACAGAGAAAACAGGUCAGAGGAAGGCAGCUGAAAUAUAAAUAAAAGGAGAUGAAAUUCUCAUAUCAAAUAUGCAAUGUUGGGGACAAAAUUUAUAUAACAGAUAUUUU